This is a messenger RNA of Alosa alosa (allis shad), 8758 nucleotides long. RefSeq names its product desmoplakin-like. Gene Ontology annotation, cellular component: intercalated disc; cytoplasm; intermediate filament. The record is from RefSeq and is a predicted model, not a curated record. Gene Ontology annotation, biological process: intermediate filament cytoskeleton organization; skin development; wound healing. NCBI's taxonomy places the organism in Eukaryota, Metazoa, Chordata, Actinopteri, Clupeiformes, Clupeidae. Gene Ontology annotation, molecular function: structural molecule activity.
UCCUUCCGUGUUUUUAUUUCUGCCGUCGGACCUCAUACGGAGGGGAGGAGGUCGGGACGCUCUCGCGUAGGUCUCAUUAGAGCAUUGCUUCAAUAUCGCUUCGCUGUCACUGACUAUGGAUUCACUGCUGUGGACAUAGCUUGCUGUUUACGUAAUUAUUUUUUCUAGUCCAUGUUUGUCUUGGCCACGUGAAAUCACAGCUAGCAAGGAUGAGUUUAUACGGGUCACAACGAGCACUGAAUAUCAGUCGGAGAGACUCCCGGACCGACCUCACGGGAGGCGGAUAUCCAUACGCUCGGAGCGAAAUGGUCGGGGGAAAUGGAUAUGCUCAAGAAUAUGUGGAGGGCUACUAUACUUACACCAAAGGGUCUGGAAGUGGCGUACAGAGGUCGAGCUCGCUCGCCGAACCACACCAGAGGGCCAUGCUCCUGCAGGACCAGUGUCAGGAUGCACUGCAGCGGGCCGAGAUGCUGCUGCAGGCUGGAGGAGGGGACGCUUCUCGUAUGAGAGAGGUGGAACAUUGUAUGGGCGUGGCAAGAGAAAGGAUCGAUCAGCUCAAAGGCAUUGCCGUAGAGCUUCGACAGAUGGGCCAACCCAAUGACAAUGUGGUUAGAAGUGUGGAGCAGUGCAGGGAGCAGCUGAAAGGUGUGCACAUGGCUAUGAGUAGCAGCAUGCAGAGGCGCACUCGCUCCAGUAGGGGGAGCAGCUCCUGGGAUGAGACGCCAGGGAGGAACUACCAGGAGGCCCUCGCAUGGAUCAGACAACAGAAGCGUCUGAUAGAGACGUGUUCCUGGGCAGAUGAGCCGGCCGGCAUUGAACAGCAGCUUCUGAAGCACAAUCGUUUCCACAGCAGCAUUCAGAGGAGCCCUGAAGUGGACAGAGCCAGAGAGGAACUGAUGCAGAGAGGUGAUAAAGGAGGACUCUAUUCACUAGACCAAGAAUGGGACAGCCUACAGAAGCUGUCGUUCACACACACUCAGCAUCUGCGUGAGCUGCAGAGCAUCACUGAGGAGAUCUGCCGUGAGAUCAUGUGGGUGAACGAGAGAGAGGAAGAGGAGCUCAUCUUCAACUGGGGACACCAAAACAUCGACACAUACAUCCCCCGCAAACAGGAGAGCUACUCUAGGCUGAUGAGUGCUCUUGAGGACAAGGAGAAAGACCUGAACAAGCUGAAAAUUAAGGUAGACAACCUGCUGAAGAGCAACCACCCUGCCUCCGACAAGAUACAGGCUUACAUGGAAACUUUACAGACUCAGUGGAGCUGGCUUCUGCAGAUCACCAAAUGCAUUAGUGUUCAUCUCAAGGAGAACUCCGCCUACAGCCAGUUCUUCAAAGAAGCAAAUGACACUGUCAGUCGCCUCCAGAGAGAUCAUGAGAAUAUCCGUAAAAAAUUCACUUGCAGUAAAACCACACCCCUGCCCAACCUGCUGGAACUUCUUCAGGCCCUGGAGACAGAGAAGGAGCGUCUUGUGGAGAACAAACAGCAGGUGGCGCACCUGAACAGCAAGGCCAAGCACAUCGUCAGGCUCAAGCCCAGGAACCCAGAGGAGAAGAGCAGCGGCCAGGUCAUCGUCAAGGCCCUGCUUGACUUUAAGCAGGACCAGAAAGUGAUCUGCAAGGGCGAUGAGGGCAUUCUGAAGGACAACACCCAGCGCAGUAAGUGGUUGGUGACCGGACCAGGGGGGCUGGACAUGACCGUGCCCUCCGUCUGUUUGCUGGUGCCUCCCCCGAAUCCUCUCAGCAUCAGCCUGGCCAGCAAGAAUGAGCAGUACUACGAGGCGAUCCAGUCCCUGUGGAGCCAGUUCUACAUCAACAUCAAGAGCCUAAUCUCCUGGCAGUACUGCAUCCAGGACAUCAACCGCAUUAGAAGCCUCACCAUCACUAUGCUGUAUCAGAUGAAACCGGAGGAGUACCACAGUAUCAUCAGAAGCUUGGAGAGGCACUAUCAGGAGUUCCGCCAGAACUGUCUCGGCUCGCAGAUGUUUGCCGAUGAGGACAAGAGAAGCAUCGAGUCACAGUACACCCACGCCCAGCAGCAUUACGACACGCUGGUCACACAGCUGCCCACUUACAGUGCGCAGCAGCAGCAGCAGCAGCAGCAGAUGCAGCAGCAGCAGCAGCUGAAUUUGAGGAAGCAGGAAGUCAAGCUUGUACAGCAGGAAGUGAAAAAGCAAGUGCCUGUGCAGACAAAGGUCGUGACCUCUGUCAGCUCCACCCUUCUGAGUGAUCUGAGCGCGCUCCGUCUGAGGCUGGAGGGGGCAGAGUCCCAGCUCACCCAGUACCUGCACAUCCCAGUGGGAAAGACAUGCACUGCUCACCUCACACAGCUACAGGGUGUGCAGCGCGAGGUGGAUGGAGUACGUGCAGAGUACGAGCGCUUGAAGCAGCUGAUCCUCCAGCAGCUGCAGGGGAUAACGGACAAAGACAAAGUCCAAUUCCUGCGCUCCGAGCUGGGCCACAUCAACCAGCGCAUCAGCCUGCUGGAGGGCUUCUCCAGAGCCUAUUUUGAUAGAUGUGAGGUGGUGUUUUCCCUGCAGCAGAUGGAGCUGCAGGUGGAGGACAUAGUGAAGGUGUAUGAAGCUCGCCUGACGGAGAGGGAGACCACAAGCCUGGACCCCGACAUCGUUCAGCAGGACAGCAGUGAUCUGCAGGCCAUGCAGGCAGAGCUUCGGGAGAAGGAGUCAGUCCUUAGUGACAUGGAAGCAGAGCUCAAGAAAGCACAGCAGCUGAAUAACCUAAUCGACCCUGCCAUCCACAAGUGUGACAUCGACCUUUCCCAGCAUGCCGAGCAAGUCAGCCAGCUCUCUGACCGCUGGCUCCGCAUCAAGAACCAGAUAAGCAGCAGGGUGAUGGACCUGGGCUCCUACUUGGUGCUGCUCCGGCAGUACCUGCAGUCCAGCUCGGGCCUCAGCGACUGGAUCGGCGACACCAGGCAGCGUCUCGACACCAUGCGCGCUACCAAGAUGGACGACAUCACUGUUCUGACAGAGUACCUCAGCAAGCAGAAGGAGCUGAACUCUGAGAUUUUGGGGAAGAGAGGAACAGUAGAAUGUGUGCAGAGGGACGCAGACAACCUGGUGAAUUCCAUCAAGGACUAUGAGCUGCAGCUGGCCUCCUACGGUGCAGGCCUGGAGACACUACUGAACAUCCCCAUUAAAAGAAACCUGCUACAGUCCCCAGCUCUCACAGUCACACAGGAGGUUUCCACCUUGCAGACCCGCUACAUAGAGCUGCUCACUAGCUCCUCCGACUUCUACAAACACCUGGGUCAGAUGCUGAAGAACAUGCAGGAGCUGAAGCUUCGUGGCACACGGAUCGAUCUCCUUGAGGAGGAGCUGAGCCGUCUUAGGGACGAGUUGGCGUUGCGCAGCGCAGAGAGCCUGCGGCUCCAGGAGGCGAGCAGGAGACAGGAGGAGGAGCUGUCGCGCUCCCAGGACCAGCUCCUCACCUUGGAGGAGGCCAAGAGGAGCCAGGCCAUGAACCUGGGCUCCUCCCAGGACCGCCUGCAGGAGCUGCUAUCCAAGAUUCAGUCCCUGGAGCUCCAGCUGGAGGAGGAGGCGCGCAAGCGCAAGCUGGCGGAGGAGCGCUACAGCGCACAGGGCGAGCAGGAUGAGGAGGCGCGGAGGAGCCAGCGAAUGCUGGAUGAAGCACGCAAGACCCGGAUGGAGCUGGAGAUGAGCAUGGCUGACAGGGACAGGGAGGCGGAACGCUUGCGGCUCCAGCUACAGGAGGAGGUGCAGAGGGCCCAGGAGGCCCAGCUGGAGCUGAAGAGGGCGCAGGAGCUGCACAGCUCAAAGCUCAAGGAGGUGCAUGAGAGUUACGAGUCCCGCAUCAGUGUCACCCAGACCAACGUGCUACUCCUGCAGCAGCAGAAGGGGGAGCAGGAGCAGCUGCAGGCAGAGAACAGGGAGGCGCAAGACGAGGCCAAGAGGCUGCGCCAGGCCCUGGCUGAGGAGCAGGAGCGGCGGAAGCGUGCCGAGGAGGAGGCGCAGUUGCAGAGGAAAGCGGCCCAGGAGGAGAAGGGCAAGCGGCGCCGCGUGGAGGUGCAGCUGGAGCAGAGCACCCUGACGGUGCAGGAGUACACCGUCACGCUCACUGCCCUGCAGAGGAGCCAGGAGGAGGCGGCCGCCGAGCUCAAGGAGGCCUGGGAGGAGGCGCGUGCCCGCCAGGAGGAGCUGGACCGACUGCGGAGGGAGCAGGGCAACUCCUCCAGCAUGGUAGCCAGCCUUGAAGAGGAGCUGAGGGUGCUCAUGCUGAAGCUCGCCCAAAGGGAGGCGCAAACCGGAGAGGACAACCAGCGGCUCAAGGAGCUCCAAUGCCUCCUGGAGGAGAAGACCCAGCUGCUGAACGAGAGCAUGGCAAAGAUCCAGCGCCUCCAGGCCCUCACGGAGAAGCUCAGCAAGGAGCGCCUGCAGCUGGAGGAAGAGGUCCGGACCCUGCACCUCCAGCAGGGAGAGAUGAGGAAGGGCUGGGAGCUGGAGCAGGAGACGCGGAUCAGCGAGCUCACGCUGCAGAUAAAGACCAGCAAGAUGGCCUGCGAGGAGCACCUGCGCCUCCUCAAGGAGACCUCGGCAGAGCGAGAUAAACUCAGGGAAGAGGUGGAGAGGCUGAGGAAGCAAGUCAGCACGACAUCUGCUGAGCUGCAGCGUUCUGAGAAGCAGUGCGCUGAGCUGCGUACCCAAAAGGGGGCGCUGGAGAGGCGCGUCAAGGAGCUGGAGAACAAGCUGGAGGAGACCCAGCGGCUGCACCAGAAGCUCCAGCAGCAGGUGGAGACCCUCCAGCACCAACUGACCACCCGCGAGGCGGACAUCAAGUGUCUUCAGAUGGAGAGGAGCGAACUCCUGCUGCGCAUCAAGAAGCUUGAGGAGAGGCCCGUCGUCCGCCACAUCAACACGCAGACCGACGAGCUGCGGCCUCUCCGCGACCCCGGCGCCCUGAUGUUCCAGGGCGUGUGCGCUCCGGUCAGCGCGCAGCAGCUGCACGACUGUGGCCUGCUAAAGCAGCCGGCGCUGGAGCAACUGCAGAAGAGCGAGCGCAGCGUGGACCAAGUGGACGCCCAGCUGCAGCCGGCGCUGCGCGGAGCGAGGGUCAUCGCCGGGAUGGCAGCGGGACCCAAGGGCAAGAUGACCCUGGCGGAGGCCCUCAGGCAGAAGCUGCUGUCACGCGAGAGCGCCGUCCGGCUGCUGGAGGCCCAGGCAGCCACAGGCGGGCUGAUGGACCCCACAGUGGACCCCCAGCGGCGUAGACGGGUGGAGGAAGGGCAGGCCACGGGGCUGGUGCCGCCUUGCUCAAGCGAGCGUCUACUGGAGGCCGAGUCCGCCUGCUUGGGCGUGCGUGAGCCAGGGACUGGCCAGCGCCUGGGCGUGGGGCAGGCUCACCGACGGGGGCUGAGAGACGAGGCCAUCACCCUGCAGCUGUUGCAGGCCCAGGAGGCGGUCGGGGGCGUGCUGGACCCUCGGCUCAGCGUCUUCCUCCCGCGCGACCUGGCGACCGACCGCAAUCUGCUGGACAAGGAGAUGUACACCGUCCUGAACACCAAACCCGCGUCCUACCUGCAUCCUCUCACCCAGCGCCCGUGCACCUACACCGCUCUGCAGGACACGUGCGUCGCUGACCCCUCCACCGGCCACCUGCUGCUGCCGCCCACCAAGGCGGCUCUGUGUGUCAAGGGUCUCCGAGCCGACGUCCCCGUCUGGGAGCUGGUCGGCGUGGGUCUCCUGGAGCCCGAAGACCUGGAGCACCUGCUGGACGGCCGCCUGCGCCUGGACGACAUCCAGCUGCGGCUGCGCGCCUACCUGCGCGAGUGCGGCUGUGUGGCGGGCAUUACCGACCAGCAGAGUGGCCGCACUCUUACGCUGCAGGAGGCCCAGCAGGUGGGGAUGCUGAGCAAAGAAGCCACCCUGGAGCUGCUGGAGGCUCAGAUCGCCUGCGGGUUCAUCAUGGACCCACGAGACGGCCGAGGCUACACCGUGGAGGAGGCCCUCAAGAAGGGGCUGGUUGGAGCAGAGUAUAAGGAGGCUCUGUUGAAGGCUGAGAAGGCUGUGACCGGCUACAGCCAGCCAGGAGGUGGGCCUGUGCUCUGCCUCUCUGAGGCCCUGCAGCGUGGGAUGGUGGAAAGGAGCUACGGUCUGCGUCUGUUAGGGGCUGAGCUGAGCAGCGUGGGCAUUAUUGACCCCUUGCUCAGCGUCCGCAUCCCGCCCGAUACAGCAGUCCAGCGUGGCCUGCUGGCCCAUGACCUCCGUCAGGCGCUCGAAGCACAAGGGGCUAUCAGCUGGGGAUUCAGUGACCCCACCGACCCCAACAAUCAGGAGAAACUCCGCUACACCCAGCUGAUGAAGGAGGGCCAGAAGGACCCCAAGACCGGCCUGCUGCUCCUACCUGCCACUGUGCCCAGCCAGAAGAACACGGUCAGGAAGCGGAGGGUGGUGAUUGUCGACCCCGACAGCGGACGAGAGAUGACCGUAAAGCAAAGCGCACGGGCGGCUCAUCACCACCAGACGUCGGGAGCUUGGCGCGGCAGGAGGCGCAGUGGGAGGGAGAUCACCAUCACGGCGGCGGACGGCUCCAAGCGGCUGGUUAUCAUGGACCAAACCAAGGGUCUCAAGUACGAUGUGCAGGAGCUGCUGGAGAAGGGCGUCAUCAAACAGACCCAGCUGGAUCAGUACCGCGCCGGAAAAAUCACUCUAGCGCAACUAGUGGACGCCAUCUCCGAUAGCACGAAGCGCCUCACGUCAUCGUCUGGUUUGAAGACCUCCACACAGACCUCGGCUUCCUCCAACUUCUCCUCCUCCUCUGGCACCAGGACUUCAGCUGCCUCCGCACCCUCUUCCUCAGCUACACCAUCUGCAGCCUCUGCUGCCUCUGUGUCCACCACCUCCAACUUCUCCUCCUCCUCUGGCACCAGGACUUCAGCUGCCUCCGCACCCUCUUCCUCAGCUACACCAUCUGCAGCCUCUGCUGCCUCUGUGUCCACCACCUCCAACUUCUCCUCCUCCUCUGGCACCAGGACAUCAGCUGCCUCCGCACCCUCUUCCUCAGCUACACCAUCUGCAGCCUCUGCUGCCUCUGUGUCCACCACCUCCAACUUCUCCUCCUCCUCUGGCACCAGGACUUCAGCUGCCUCCGCACCCUCUUCCUCAGCUACACCAUCUGCAGCCUCUGCUGCCUCUGUGUCCACCACCUCCGCCUCUCCGCCUAAAUCCUCCAUGACACACAUCAAAUCUCAGACCGUGUCCACAUCCUCGGUCAUCAUCAGCAGCAGCAGUCCUGGCAGGUUCAUCUCCGGAGAGCAGGCACCGCUCUCCCCCGGCCGCAUCACUAGCAUGUCAGUCAACCUGGCGUCGCCCAUAGCGACUGUAGGAGAGAGAAGCCCCGUGGGGGUCAUCUUCGACUCAGACACGCUGGAGAGGGUGAGUGUGACCGAGGCCAUGAGCAGCGGCCUGUUGGACAACCUCACCGGCCAACGCCUCCUAGAGGCCCAGGCGUGCACCGGCGGUCUGGUCUGCCCAUCGUCUGGCCGUCGCCUCUCCCUACAGGAGGCCCAGCGCACGGGCCUGAUCACGGACGAGCUGGCGUCCCGCUUGCGCCCGGCGCAGAAGGCCUACGUGGGCUUUGUCGAGCCACAGGGCACGCGCCGACUCUCGGUGGCUGAGGCCGUGAAGGAGCGCUGGCUACCCCACGAGGCCGGCCAGCGGUUCCUGGAGUUCCAGCAGGCCACGGGCGGGCUGUGGGACCCACAGGAGGGCUGCCGGCGGAGCCUGGAGGAGGCGCAGGCCCGCGGCUGGGUGGACCCACGCUCUGCCCAGAAGCUGGGUGACCUGCGACAGCACGCCCGCUGCCUCAUCUGCCCGCGCUCCAGCCUCAAGCUGUCCUACGCCGAGGCCCUGGAGCGCUGUCUGCUGGAGGAGGUCACGGGCAUCAUGAUGCUCCCAGCCGCAAAACCCUCGUCCACCCCAGGGUCCAGGUCAGGGUCGUGUACGGGGUCACGCUCGGGCUCGCGUAAAGGCAGCAUUGACCUCACCUCCUCCUCUUCAUCCGUAUAUACCAGCUUCAGCUACAGCUCUAGUUCCUAUACAACUAGCCCUUGAAGCGUACACAGUCACACACAAACAAAACACACAUGCUCACACACACACACACACACACAGAUUUUGAGGCCUUGCUGCCGCCUACAUGCAAAGUAAGAUAUAAUGCUGUAGACCUCAUGUGGUGGACCUAGUUUAAACUGCUAGCCAGCGCUUCAAGCCAAAAAAAACUGCUUUUGCUUUAGUAUAUUAGGGGUAAUGAGCUUCUGCACACAGGCACCUGCGGUUAACUAGUAUAGUAGCUGGAAGAGUUCAGCUUGUGCUGAAUGGGAGUUUGGGUUCUGGUUCAGCAUCUCUAUGCAAUAACCUUAUAUGAGAGAAACUCAGUAUUUUUCACAGUAUAAAUCUCUAUUUUGAUCUUUUCCAAAUACGGUAUUAAGUGGAAGGUGCAGAGGGUGUGAAAUGGGUGUGUGCUUGGGAACAAAUUAGGUCUCAUCUGUCUGAUGAUGACGACGAUAAUGGUGAUGAUGACAGCAAUGAUGAUGAUGAUGAUGAUGAUGAUGAUGAUGAUGAUGAUGAAAGUGCAAUGCAUGACUUGGUGAAGGCUGGUGAAGGAACUUUUUUUAAACCCUGGUGCUGAAUUGAUCCCUAAUCUUACAAUAACCUCAGUGCCAUGUUAACGGUGUAAUUGCUUACUUAUGACUUUAGCCUUUUCAUCAUUAAUAAAAAAAGAA